AUCUCUUCAUUGAGAGCCAAUUAUCUCGCUUUUGUGUGAGGCCCAAGGAUCACUCAUGCUGCCAGGCUGCACAGAGCACUGUUGGAUCUAGCUGAACGAAUUGUUUUCCCUGUCUCUGUGUAUCAACAUUUUCUGUACAGAACAGAUUAUGACAGCUUCUUUCUUAAGAUUUUCAUUAUGCACUCAGGCCAUAGCUUCCUAAUCAAUAAAGUAAUUCCUACCAUGGGAGAAUGAAAAGGAGGAGAGACUGAAAGUAUAGAAUGCUUAAAUUUUAUCAAAUGAAGCAUAUUUUUGAAAUACUGGAUAAAAUGAGAUGCCUGCGAAAACGUUCCACAGUGUCAUUUUUGGGAGUUCUUGUCAUUUUCCUUCUCUUUAUGAACUUGUACAUUGAAGACAGCUAUGUUCUGGAAGGAGACAAACAGCUUAUAAGGGAAACAUCCACACAUCAGCUGAAUUCAGAACGCUAUGUGCAUACUUUCAAAGAUUUAUCGAAUUUCUCAGGAGCCAUCAAUGUCACAUAUCGCUACUUAGCUGCCACACCUUUACAAAGAAAGCGGUUUCUUACCAUUGGACUGUCGUCAGUGAAACGAAAAAAAGGAAACUAUUUACUUGAGACAAUCAAGUCAAUUUUUGAGCAGUCCAGCUAUGAAGAGCUGAAGGAAAUUUCAGUGGUGGUUCAUCUAGCAGACUUUAAUUCAUCCUGGCGUGAGGUCAUAGUCCAGGAUAUUACACAGAAAUUUGCCCACCAUAUUAUUGCAGGAAGAUUAGUAGUUAUACAUGCUCCAGAGGAAUAUUACCCAAUCCUGGAUGGCCUUAAAAGAAAUUACAAUGAUCCAGAAGACAGAGUCAGAUUUCGUUCUAAGCAAAAUGUAGAUUAUGCUUUUCUGCUUAAUUUUUGUGCCAAUACUUCAGACUAUUAUGUAAUGCUUGAAGAUGAUGUUCGAUGUUCAAAAAAUUUCUUAACUGCCAUCAAGAAAGUCAUUACAUCCCUUGAAGGAACCUACUGGGUAACUCUUGAGUUCUCUAAGCUUGGCUACAUUGGGAAACUUUAUCAUUCUCAUGAUCUCCCACGUUUGGCACACUUUUUAUUAAUGUUUUAUCAAGAAAUGCCUUGUGAUUGGCUACUGACUCAUUUUCGGGGUCUUUUAGCUCAGAAAAAUGUGAUCCGUUUUAAACCAUCUCUCUUUCAGCACAUGGGUUAUUAUUCAUCAUAUAAAGGGACUGAGAAUAAGCUGAAGGAUGAUGAUUUUGAAGAAGAGUCAUUUGACAUCCCCGAUAACCCUCCUGCAAAUCUGUAUACCAACAUGAAUGUUUUUGAAAAUUAUGAAGCAAGCAAGGCUUAUAGUAGUGUCGAUGAGUACUUUUGGGGAAAACCACCUUCAGCAGGAGAUGUCUUUGUGAUUAUAUUUGAAAAUCCAAUUUUAAUUAAAAAAAUUAAAGUGAGUACUGGAACAGAAGAUCGGCAAAAUGACAUUUUGCAUCAUGGAGCCCUAGAUGUUGGGGAAAAUGUUAUAGAUUUCAAACAAAGUAGACAAUGUGUUACUUACUUAAGACUAGGGGAAUUCAAAAAUGGAAACUUUGAAAUGUCAGAGGUGAAUCAAAAAAUUCCAUUUGAUAUACAUUGUAUAAGGAUAUAUGUUACCAAGACACAAAAGGAAUGGCUGAUUAUUAGGAGUAUUAGCAUUUGGACUUUUUAGCCAAUUAAACGGAGAUGUCCAGUUCCUAAAACAGGCUUUCCUGUUUCCUUUUUUGCUACCUUCCUCUUUUGCUACUUUUGUCCUUUGGAGGGAAGGCAAUGGAUGAGACAUUUUAAAAGAAAAGCCUAAGCAUUUUUGCAGUUUUGAUUUGCAUAUUGUCAACAUAAUUUUACUCUAAUACACACUUGAGUUUAUUUUAA
Molecule: messenger RNA, 1897 nt
Organism: Prionailurus viverrinus (fishing cat)
Lineage: Eukaryota; Metazoa; Chordata; Mammalia; Carnivora; Felidae
Gene: MGAT4C
Product: MGAT4 family member C
Exons: 6
Coding region: 261-1697 (478 amino acids)
Biological process (GO): protein N-linked glycosylation
Molecular function (GO): acetylglucosaminyltransferase activity
Source: RefSeq, a predicted model, not a curated record